Molecule: messenger RNA, 3454 nt
Organism: Scomber japonicus (chub mackerel)
Lineage: Eukaryota; Metazoa; Chordata; Actinopteri; Scombriformes; Scombridae
Gene: actn4
Product: actinin, alpha 4
Exons: 22
Coding region: 317-3016 (899 amino acids)
Biological process (GO): muscle cell development; actin cytoskeleton organization
Cellular component (GO): cell projection; cortical actin cytoskeleton; plasma membrane
Molecular function (GO): calcium ion binding; actin filament binding
Source: RefSeq, a predicted model, not a curated record
AGGAGCGGCGGUUCCUCCCAGCAGCAAGAGCCACACCGCUCACAGGGAAAGCUUUUCUUCUCACAGCAGCAGCAGCGGGGUUUUCUGACUGCACACACCGGAUAUUCAACACAUUAAAAACACACACUCACGUCUGAAAGCGGCGAGAGAAGAAGGACACCGUGCUCGGGUCGUGUAUCCCUCCCCAUCCCGCCUCUUUCAAUCCAGGCGUCGUUGCCUUUCUUUUCAUUUUCAUUUUUUUUUUUUUUUUUUUUAAAUUUUGGUAUUUUUCCCUCACAGUUUUAUCUGUGGCGCACUCAGGUUUUCUUUUGCUGACAUGGUAGAUUAUCACGCUGCCAAUAAUCAGUAUUCGGCCGGCGGUCAACAGACCUACAUGGAGCAAGAGAAUGACUGGGACCGGGACCUGCUGCUGGACCCGGCCUGGGAGAAACAGCAGAGGAAGACGUUCACAGCGUGGUGUAACUCCCACCUGCGGAAGGCCGGCACUCAGAUCGAAAACAUCGAGGAGGACUUCAGGGAUGGGCUCAAACUCAUGCUGCUGCUGGAGGUCAUCUCAGGCGAACGGUUACCCAAGCCCGAGCGAGGAAAGAUGAGAGUUCACAAGAUCAACAACGUGAAUAAAGCUCUGGACUUCAUUGCCAGCAAGGGUGUCAAACUUGUCUCCAUUGGAGCAGAGGAAAUCGUGGACGGAAACGCCAAGAUGACCCUGGGAAUGAUCUGGACCAUCAUCCUCCGCUUCGCCAUCCAGGACAUCUCUGUAGAAGAGACCUCUGCUAAGGAGGGUCUUCUCUUGUGGUGCCAGAGGAAAACCGCUCCCUACAAGAAUGUCAAUGUGCAGAACUUCCACAUUAGCUGGAAGGACGGCCUCGCCUUCAAUGCUCUGAUCCACAGACACAGACCCGAACUCAUCGAUUACGACAAGCUCAGAAAGGAUGACCCAGUGACCAAUCUGAACAAUGCCUUCGAGGUGGCUGAGAAAUACCUGGACAUCCCCAAAAUGUUGGACGCUGAAGACAUCGUGGGUACGCUGAGGCCGGAUGAGAAAGCCAUUAUGACCUAUGUAUCUUGCUUCUAUCACGCCUUCUCUGGUGCUCAGAAGGCUGAGACAGCCGCCAAUCGUAUCUGCAAAGUGCUGGCUGUCAACCAGGAGAACGAGCACCUGAUGGAGGACUACGAGAAACUGGCCAGUGAUCUGCUGGAGUGGAUCCGUCGAACUAUCCCCUGGCUGGAGAACCGAACCCCAGAGAAAACCAUGGCUGAGAUGCAGCAGAAACUGGAGGACUUCAGAGACUACCGCCGUGUCCACAAACCACCCAAGGUCCAGGAGAAAUGUCAGCUGGAGAUCAACUUCAACACUCUGCAGACUAAACUGAGACUCAGCAAUAGACCUGCCUUCAUGCCAUCAGAGGGACGCAUGGUUUCUGACAUUAAUGGAGCGUGGCACACUCUGGAGGGAGCAGAAAAGGGCUACGAGGAGUGGCUUCUCAACGAGAUCAGACGUCUGGAGAGACUUGAUCACCUGGCUGAGAAAUUCCGUCAGAAGGCGGCCAUCCAUGAAUCCUGGACUGAUGGUAAGGAAGCCAUGCUGACCCAGAAAGACUACGAGACCGCCUCCCUGUCAGAAGUCAAGGCGUUACUACGGAAACACGAGGCCUUCGAGAGCGACCUGGCAGCCCAUCAGGACAGAGUGGAGCAGAUCGCCGCCAUUGCACAAGAACUGAACGAGCUGGACUACUACGACUCUCCCAGCGUCAACGCUCGCUGUCAGAAGAUCUGCGAUCAGUGGGACAGCCUGGGAGCCCUCACCCAGAGCCGCAGGGAGUCACUGGAGAGGACAGAGAAGCAGCUGGAGUCGAUAGAUGAGCUCUACCUGGAAUACGCCAAGAGGGCGGCACCCUUCAACAACUGGAUGGAGGGAGCUAUGGAGGACCUGCAGGACAUGUUCAUUGUCCACAACAUUGAGGAGAUCCAGGGUCUGAUCACAGCUCACGAGCAGUUCAAGUCAACCCUGCCAGACGCCAACAAGGAGCGAGAGGCCAUCCAGGCCAUCCAGGCUGAGGUGCAGAAGAUCGCCCAGUACAACGGUAUCAAGCUGAGUGGAACCAACCCCUACACCACCAUCACACCUCAGAGCAUCGACAACAAAUGGGAACAGGCACAGCAGCUGGUGCCCCAGCGUGACCAGGCCCUUCAGGAAGAGCUUUCCAAGCAGCAGUCCAACGACCAUCUGAGACGCAAGUUCGCCACUCAGGCUAACAUGGUCGGCCCCUGGAUACAGACCAAGAUGGAGGAAAUUGGCAGGAUAUCCAUUGAGAUGAACGGCACUCUGGAGGACCAGCUGACCAACCUGAGGGAGUACGAGCAGAGCAUCAUUGAGUACAAGCCCAACAUCGACCAGCUGGAGGGAGACCAUCAGCUCAUCCAGGAGGCCCUCAUCUUUGACAACAAAUACACUGCCUACACAAUGGAGCACCUCCGUGUGGGCUGGGAGCAGCUGCUCACCACCAUCGCCAGAACCAUCAAUGAGAUUGAGAACCAGAUCCUGACACGUGACGCCAAGGGCAUCAGCCAGGAGCAGCUCCACGAGUACCGUGCCUCCUUCAACCACUUCGACAAGGACCACAGCGGGGCCCUGAUGGCCGAGGAGUUCAAGGCCUGUUUGAUCAGUCUGGGCUACGAUGUGGAGAACGACAAGCAGGGUGAUGCUGAGUUUGCUCGCAUCAUGGGCAUAGUUGACCCCAACAACAGUGGUGCCGUCACCUUCCAGGCCUUCAUCGACUUCAUGUCCAGGGAAACGACCGACACGGAUACCGCAGACCAGGUCAUCGCCUCCUUCAAGAUCCUGGCCGGGGAUAAGAACUACAUCACUCCUGAGGAGCUGAGGAGAGAACUCCCCCCCGACCAGGCGGAGUACUGCAUUGCCCGAAUGGCGCCAUACUCGGGUGCUGACGGCAUCCCUGGAGCCCUCGACUACAUGUCCUUCUCUACUGCCCUGUACGGAGAGAGCGACCUGUAAAGGAGCCGAGAGGAAGAAGAGGAGAGGCUGGACAGAGGAAGAGGAAGUGAGGGAGAGGAGGAAGAAGGGGGAGGGAGGUAGAGAGAGAGAGAGGUCUUCUACGUGGCGGAAAUACGCCAGGAAAUCGAGCAUUUUUGGAAGAAUUUGAGUGGUGGUUGUGAGGUGCCCCUGCGUGUGCCGGUUUUAGAAAUCAUCAGAAAUUUGUAAGAGUCUUUGAGCUUGUUGAUUUGAACUGUAGUUAGAUUUGGCCUUUGCUGAAUGUUUUUCCAGUUCCUGUAUCACUUAAACAAAUUGAGAGUAAUCACGGUUAAUUUGACGUAAAGGUGUUAAUAAGAACAGGCAUAUCCAGGGGCAGCUGUGAAGACAGGGAACAGUUGCUCUGUAGUGCGGGUCUUUAACUUCACCCUCUCUGCCUUUGGGGGGUCAAACAGGGGAGGG